CACAGCGGUGUAGUCUAAACAUCAUAUGUAAACGAAGGGUCAUUUCAAUGUGGAACGCUAAUUAAACAGAAAGUAAAUGCACUGCGAUAUGUGGGAGAUUAUAGUAAUAUCUGAAGGCGGACAUUUAAACGCCCAAAUUCGAUCGUUUGAUGCCAGAGACAGGGGGGUCGUGUCCUUGGUUGUAUUUCCUGCGUGGAGAAAACUCCGAUAACUUCCACCGGACUCGGUACAGAACGAAGGUACAAAUGCCGGUGUGUGUUCACUAAACCAUACCACAUUGCGUUUGACAAGCCGCCGUGUUAGAGGGUUUCCUUAGAUGAAGGAUCUGAGUUCAGUAUGUCGGGCAGAGAAAAGGAUUAUCAUACACUGAGAAAAGAACUUCUCAGGACCAACUCUCUGUUUGUGGACGCCGACUUCCCCCCAGACAACAGCUCUCUGACCUUUGACAGGACCCCUCCCGCAGGACUCAGGACUGUCAUAUGGAAGCGCCCGACAGACUUGUCCCGAAACCCCAGAUUUAUAGUAGAGAAUGCCACAAGAUUCGACCUUGAUCAAGGAUACUUAGGCAACUGUUGGUUCAUCGCUGGAGCUGCUCUGGUAGCCACCAAAAAGAAACUACUUGAAAGGGUGGUGCCUCUAGACCAAGAGUUUGACAGAACAUAUGCAGGUAUUUUCCAUUUUAAUUUUUGGUGGUACGGGAAGUGGGUGGAGGUGGUGAUUGAUGACUACCUGCCCACGGACGGCUACCGCCUGAUAUACGCCAGGAACAGGGAGGAACCGAACGAAUUCUGGGCAGCAUUGUUAGAAAAGGCGUACGCAAAAUUAAGGGGUUGUUACGAAGGCGUAGAUGGAGGGAAACUUCAGGACAGUGUGGUCGACCUCACCGGAGGAAUCUCGGAAACUGUGGACAUUAAGGACAAGUCUCAGAUCCCAGUGGAUAUCUAUGAGAUUUUGUGGCGAUCCUGGAAGAUGAACAGUUUUCUUGGCUGUAGUAUAUCGCUACCUCCAAAUGUAAGUUCAUCAUUUAGGGAAGUACGGCGGCCAAACGGAUUGUACAUGGGCCACGCAUACAGCAUCACCGCCCUAGCUGUGAUCCCCUACAAGGGGUCGAGCGUUCGUCUUUGUAGACUUCGGAAUCCAUGGGGACGGAGCGAGUGGAAUAGUGAUUGGUCAGACGAGUCUUAUCAAAUCCGAAACUUGUCAUCGGAAGCGAAACAAAGACUUGGGAUCGUUAUACAGGAUGACGGUGAAUUCUGGAUACCGAUUGACGAUGUGUUGGUUAAUUUCGAGGAAAUACAACUCAUUCACCUUCAGCCAGACGCCACAACACAGGGGGUGGCUGUAAACGAGGGUAAACGUCAGUGGAACGUGACGGUUUACCAUGACCAGUGGAUUAAGGGCGUCACGGCUGGGGGAUGUGGAAAUGCGCCAUACCAAGACUUGUACUGGAAGAACCCCCAGUUUUCCGUGACUUUACGAGAUGUUGAUGACACAGACAACAAGCCAACAUGUACUGUCAUCAUCAGCUUAAUAGAAAAGGAGCAAAACAACAAGUCCAAAAUAGCCAUCGGCUUCGACGUUUACAAGUUGAAGUAUCCUCAGAGUCAGCCAUUAGAUGGGGAGACAGCCCCCAGAAACGCCCUCAUUCUAAAGAAAAGAUCAGGGGUCUAUCAAUAUAACCGGGAGAUCACCCGGAGGUUUGACCUGACCCCAGGGACAUAUGUCGUCAUUCCAAGUACGUUUAGGCCUCACGAGGAGGCGGAGUUUAUGCUCAGGAUUUACACAGAGAAAAUAAUUAGUAGUCUUGUGUUAGAUGAACGCAACGGCGAAGUUAAGCCAGAAGCCAAACCUCCGCCAGUAAGGGACGCCUUUCGUGAGUUAUUUCUAAAACACGCUGGUGAGGAUGGAAAACUGAAAGCUAAGGAGCUGAAGGAAUUUAUUUUAGAACUAUCAAGAUCAGAAAUAAAUGAGCCUUUAAAAUUCAGCACAGAAACCUGCAGAAGCCUUAUCACAAUGAUGGAUCGGAAUAAAUCUGGCGCAAUGAGCUAUGAGGAUUCAGUCAAGAUGUGGAAAGAAGUUAAAGGCUAUAGAGCUGUUUUCCAACAGUUUGACAUAGAUGGAUCGGGGACGGUGGAUACGUAUGAACUAGACAAACUAUUUAGCACAUUAGGUUUCCCUGUGAAUAGAAUGGUACAAACAGCAAUAGUCAGACGGUACGCCGACAGAAACAACAAGAUCCGCCUCACAGACUUCAUCAUAGUCAUCUGUAAAUUAACCCUCAUGUAUCAAAUAUACAAGGAUCAGCAAAUUAAAACAGGCAGCCCUGAUUCUGCUUCUUUCACUAUGAACGAGUUCCUUUAUUAUACAAUGUACUGCUGAGCCUUGUUCAACAUGGCGGAUAUGACAGACGUGCCAACCUGUGUUCACAUUAUUUUCCAUUUCCCUGGAAAGAACUACAUUAAAUUAUACAUGUAUCUACUUGUAGUCCCUUAGGAGAAAGUCUAAUACGUGAUGCAAUAUUUCAGUACUACCUGAGAGGCAAACUUUUUUGUUAUAUAUUUUAUACA
Saccostrea echinata is the source of this 2567-nucleotide messenger RNA. RefSeq names its product calpain-9-like. Gene Ontology annotation, molecular function: calcium-dependent cysteine-type endopeptidase activity; calcium ion binding. Lineage: Eukaryota; Metazoa; Mollusca; Bivalvia; Ostreida; Ostreidae. The coding region runs from base 337 to 2379 and encodes 680 amino acids. The record is from RefSeq and is a predicted model, not a curated record. The transcript has 20 exons. Gene Ontology annotation, biological process: proteolysis. Gene Ontology annotation, cellular component: cytoplasm.